UUCAAAUCUCUCGAAACUUUAUUGAUACGUUUCUAGUGAUCGUGAGAUGUGAAUGGACCUCAAUUUUUAAAUCUUUAAAUAAAUAGAAAGACCUAUUUAUCGAAGUGCGAAAUCGUUUUUUUUUUUAAACUAACGUAAAGAGUAUUUUCGGAUCGGAAGGAAAACUCCAACGGAGAGGAAGAAAGGAUUGUUGUUGAUAAGCUAGCGGUCAUGGCUAGUGCCGCGAAUACAAACAUGAACUCUGUCCGGGAAACGAUGGACGUUCUCCUGGAGAUCUCGAGACUCCUUAACACUGGGCUCGACAUGGAGUCAUUGUCCAUCUGCGUGCGGCUGUGUGAGCAGGGCAUUAACCCCGAAGCGCUCUCAUCAGUUAUAAAGGAGCUACGCAGAGCCACGGACACACUUAAGGCCUCUGACAACAGCACAAGCCAAGGAUAAAUCUCACCAGGCUCAAUCGAAAAAUUAGCUCUAGAAGACAUUUCAUCAGUUCACCAAGAGACUGUAUUAUUUAAUAAGGGACUUUUUUUUUCCCACCUGCAUUUUCCCCUCAGCCUUGUUUUUAUUUUAUCUUUAUCUUUCUCUCUGUAUUAUGACGUCCUUUUGGCUGUGUGUGCUUUCAUAUAUCCAGUAUUUUAAAUCAGAUGUCUGUCAUUGUUAUAAAUGUUUGUUUUUCCUCUGAA
Messenger RNA from Ictalurus furcatus (blue catfish), 680 nucleotides. RefSeq names its product mitotic spindle organizing protein 1 (gene mzt1). NCBI's taxonomy places the organism in Eukaryota, Metazoa, Chordata, Actinopteri, Siluriformes, Ictaluridae. The transcript has 3 exons. Gene Ontology annotation, biological process: microtubule nucleation by interphase microtubule organizing center; mitotic spindle assembly; gamma-tubulin complex localization. Bases 211 to 438 code for a protein of 75 amino acids. Gene Ontology annotation, cellular component: interphase microtubule organizing center; centrosome; gamma-tubulin ring complex. The record is from RefSeq and is a predicted model, not a curated record.